Messenger RNA from Dothidotthia symphoricarpi CBS 119687, 1074 nucleotides. RefSeq lists its product as uncharacterized. Bases 1 to 1074 code for a protein of 357 amino acids. The record is from RefSeq and is a predicted model, not a curated record. Lineage: Eukaryota; Fungi; Ascomycota; Dothideomycetes; Pleosporales; Dothidotthiaceae. Gene Ontology annotation, molecular function: protein binding. The transcript has a single exon.
AUGUCACUACUCCAACUUCCCCCCGAAAUCCUAAUUCAAAUCUUCGAUUAUGUCGGCUCAUCCUAUUUCCGUUCGGAUCUGUCACGCCUCACGGUCUGUAAGCAGUGGAGCAAAUUCGCCCAUACCGCGUGCUUUUGGGAUUUUUACGUCACUCAAAAAACACUACGACGCUUGCUGUCUUUUCCGUAUGUGGAAUCAAGUCUGUCUCUCGUCAAAGACAGCGUGGAAACUCUGGACCUGCAUUUGAAGGGCUUUGAAGACUGGGACUCUAUUCCGCUGUCUCGACACGAUUCGCAGGCCGUAAAUGUCCUAAAUGUAUCAACCUGGAACGGCGCUCAUGGACGCGCAGUGCGCGCAGCCUGGACAACGGAGUUGAAUAACGAUCUCCUCUAUCUUGCCACCAUCAUCAAACAAUCACGGAAACUGCGCAUCCUACGCAUCCAAGCCACUAUUGAACUGCAUCCGCUACUUCGUCUUCUAGAACGCCGCGACUACCUUUUUCUCUCCACAAUACGUGCCUUCUUAUCAACCAGCAACCUAAAUAGUCUAGAGCUAGAUCUGUGUGGUACUCGGCUUCUACCGCAUCAAAGCCAAGAGCACCGUGAAGAUUUCCAUGUCUGCACGGGUAUCGCCGCGCUUCUUACUACGCUACGACGUUUGCGACUGCGCAUGCGCAGUAUCUGUGCUGAUGUUCUAAAACCUCGACAACAUAGCACCAAUCUACGUUUGAACGAGGUGCUCAUCAACCUCAGUCUAUCCAACGAGUCACCCCUAAUCACUUCGGCGGCGCACGCCACAUGUUGCGUUUCCCACACAGGGGGGUUCCUUCAACUGAAAGCGGGUAUGGAGAAGCAGGCGCAAGUUCUUGUGGAACAGAUGGCGGCCCCAAAGAUAGUGAGGGUGUUGACGCAUGCGCUUCCGAGUAUUGAAAUGCGGGCAUUCGAUGUCUUGAUUGGCAGAAAUGUCACAUUGAGUGAGGGUGCGGAGUGGGAUGAUGACGGCGAGGCUAUCGAGGACGAAGUAUCGGACGAGGAGUCCGAGAUUUCGGACCUUUCCUCAGACGACGAUGGAUAG